AUGGCGUGAGGCAUCAUGUGACAUGUCGUCUUUCAGGUUUCUCUCUGCCUGCAACCUGCAAUAGCAUCAGUUUUCAUCUUUUUUAACGUAGAAAUGAAUAUGAAUUCAAUAAAGAUAUUAAAAAUGAUCGAGAGUAAUGGCAAAUAAAUUGUCACAAUUCGCUGGAUUUUCAUUAUUCGCGCUCUUUAACCUACAUUUCUCUUGUCGAGGCAUACUUUGGAGGUUACGUUAGGUCGGAUUACAGUUCAAGAUGAUCGGGGCUGGGGAUUAAGGUUGAGCUAGUUUCUGUAUUUCAAUUCUACCGUCACGUGUGCGUCGGCGUUUAAUAAUCCAGCUAAUUCAUUCCCGAUUUGCAUCGCAUCGCCCGCUUGACAUAAUGCUAGAGCAGUAUCGACAGUUAAUUAGGCUACUGAACAAACAAGCGAAGAGACACGUGGUGCUUCACAACGCGAAGGGGAUCGUAGAGAAUGCCGCGGAGAAGGCGCAGAGCAAGCUCGCCAGCGCGCAGAACAUUGCAACCGAAAAAUACAACGUCGUUACGAAAAAACUUAAUGACCAGGCUGUCAUAAUUCAAGAUUUAAGUGCCAAGGCGUUGGAAGCAAGUGCGCCAUUGCCGCCGUUGCCAGGAAAAAUCGUUAAAUGGUGGCAAUGGUACAAUCAGUUGAUAGGCAUGGACACAGUUGAAGCAGCCAGAAGACGAGUGAUUGUCCUCCAGGAUAAGCUGUUCGAGUGUCAGGACAGCAGGAGAAUUCUGAAUAAAGAGCUGACAGAUAUCACGUACAAGCUGCAAGAUAUCUAUGCGGAAUUGGUGCAAACGAGGCGAGAUGAUCCCAAGUAUGUGCAAUUAACGAUAGUGGAGCAUCAGUCUUUGCAGGAGCAGAAGAAAGUCAUUAAUCAGCUGGCGUUGUCCGAGAAAGACGAGAGGGACAAUUUUACACAGCUCGCGACCGCGAUAAAGGACUAUCACGUUAGCCAAAACUUAAAUGCGCAGAAGUACAAGUAUUUAUCUAUUAUCGCUUCGGCCGUAUUGGCGAUCGUAUCGUUGAUCGGUUCGAUGAUACUUAAUAACAGGAGGAUACUAGAUGUACGAAACACCAUAGAGAUAGCGCAGGAGAAGAACGAAUCGUUGUUUCAGACGAGCACGAACCAGCUAUCUGAUCUUAAAAAAAUGUUGCAGUCAUUCGAUACCAAGUUAGCAAAUAUCGAUAAGAAACAAAACGGAAACGCGGUAGAUUUAACCAAAGAAAGCAAUCAAUCCAAUACGUCGAUAUCCAACAUUUUCGUGUCUUCUGCCAAGUAUUCAGCAAAUUUGUUGAUUUCAGGAACGAGUUAUAUCAAGAGAGGUAUUUAUGCGUGCGGAUCGUACAUUUUUUAUAAAUAACUAUAUAUAUCGUUAAAAAUUCAUGAUUGUUUGAAUAUACAAGUCAAAUUUAUGCAAGUGUUUCUUUUUUUCUGACAUGUAAUGAAGCUAAGUUUUUUACAGUCGGUAAUAUAUGGAUAUAUAUAUAUUAGAACUUGAGAAUGUUAUAAAAAAAUUACUAUUGAUAAAAAUGUUAAGAGUGAAACACAGCUUUUUUUCGUGAUGAAAACUGUGCUUGCUGUACACUUGCCAGGCACAAAGAGCUCCCUAUUUUUUAUAACUUAUGUACAUAAAUGUGUUAAGAGCAUUUUUGUUUUCACUGGGAUACUAUUGUAUUAUAACGUUGUAUAAUUAGCUGUAAAUUAUAAAUCUCGUUAAAUCGAAAUGUUACACAAAAAUCGUAUUAUAAGCAAACUAUAGUAAUUUUAUAUAUUUCGUACAAAAAAAUAUAAUUUUUAAAGGGAAAAGUUAUCAUAUUACGAAAAAAGUAAAUCAAUAAAUGUCAAUAUAUGUAUAUAUCUUCUUAGAAUAAUAAAAUACAUGUUAUACAGA
Wasmannia auropunctata (little fire ant) is the source of this 1912-nucleotide messenger RNA. Its product is annotated as coiled-coil domain-containing protein 51-like. The record is from RefSeq and is a predicted model, not a curated record. Bases 377 to 1381 code for a protein of 334 amino acids. Lineage: Eukaryota; Metazoa; Arthropoda; Insecta; Hymenoptera; Formicidae. The transcript has 2 exons.